Molecule: messenger RNA, 1668 nt
Organism: Saccostrea cuccullata (small rock oyster)
Lineage: Eukaryota; Metazoa; Mollusca; Bivalvia; Ostreida; Ostreidae
Product: deleted in malignant brain tumors 1 protein-like
Exons: 11
Coding region: 1-1668 (555 amino acids)
Cellular component (GO): terminal bouton; synaptic cleft; dendrite
Molecular function (GO): calcium ion binding
Source: RefSeq, a predicted model, not a curated record
AUGAGAAGAAGCUAUAGUGUUGGUGGAAAUCCAGUUACUAAUAGUUAUUCAACUGAGCCGAUAGUUACAACAACCAGUGCUCCCACACUUGUGCGACUUGUAAAUGGAAGAUUUGAAACUGAAGGCAGAGUAGAACUGCUGCAUGAUGGGAAAUGGGGAACGGUCUGUGAUGACGAUUUUGACAUUCCCGACGGCGACGUCAUCUGUAAAAUGCUGGGAUAUAAAGGGGCCAAUCGUGUAUUUAGGACCGCUUAUUUCUCCAAUGGGUAUGGUCCUAUCUGGCAGGAUAAUUUACACUGUCUAGGCAAUGAGACAGAUAUAGGAGACUGCGCCUCCAAUGGUUGGGGGAACACAGACUGUGGACAUGGGGAGGACGCUGGAGUUUCUUGUGAUCCCAUUGACUUUGGACAAGUUCCUUCCUUUCAAAGAACAACUAGGGGUAAUCCUUGUGUUUUAACUUCUACUCCUUGCCUGAAUGGCGGAACCUGCAUUGUCAGCGCUAACUACGGAUAUACCUGUCAGUGUGCUCAGGGAUUUGGGGGACCGUACUGUCGAAAUGGACUUGCACGAACAACACCAAAGGACGCUUGUCGUAGCAAUCCUUGUCAAAAUAACGGCACUUGUUAUCAAUCUAAUCACCACAAUGGGUAUCAUUGCUCGUGUUCGAGUGGCUUUACUGGGAACUCUUGUGAAACUAUAGAUAUUGAUGUAAACUCAAUCGUAUCAGUUGGAUGUCUUGACAACGCAUGGAACAUUUCCGUAUAUCUUCCCUCUUUACAAUCGAAAUACCCGGAUUUUAAGCCUAAUGAAUGUUAUAUAGGCAUCGACAAUAUAAACUGCACAGGAUAUUUGAAUGGAAGUUACUUAUACUUCAGGCAUGAUUACUCGGAAUGCAACACCAAAGAAAAGAAUUUAACAGAAGGUUUGGAAUACAGCAGUGAGCUGAUGUGUCCCCGCCAUGAUCGACUUUACCACUUCAUAAUCCGAGAAGUGCGCCUCCGGAGAACUCUUCUCUGCAAAUUCUUCUCUCUAAACAGUGCUUCCUCUACUUUAAGGGACCGACUUGUGCACCUUCAGUAUUUUUCUGAUCCUUCGCUUUCGCGCUCAAAGUCUUUUGAUAAUUCUCAAGUUGGAGAUAAAGUAUAUGUAAGGGCAUUUAGUGACGUCACAGAUAGCCAUCUCAAAAUGAGGCUGUCCUAUUGUUAUACAACACCAGCAAUCGUCACCGAAUCAAAGAUGCAAUAUUUCAUAAUUCGAAAUGGGUGUGUAGUUGAUCCAAAUGCAGUGAUCUUUUACCAGUCUACUCACGAAACAAGAUUCUCUUUUGAGUAUAUUCAGUUCACCAACAGCCACGAUUCUAUCAGUCUAUACUGUAACGCUACAUUCUGUCAUACAAACGAUCAUUCUCCCGCCUGUCAAACCACGUGUCAUAGUCACGUGGUCAGAAGAUUAAGGGGACAUAAGAAUGACAUUGAUUUAUCAGAUGAGGAUGAUACAUUUAAAAUGGAUGUAGAUGACAAACAGGUGACAAAUGUCAAGUCGAAGAAGGACUCAGCCUUGACGCCAGUGACUGUGAUAUCUGUGAUUAUUGGAGUCUGUGUUUUAGCGGUGUUAGCCAUUGCAGUGAUUGUGAAGACAAAACGAAACAGGACUACUCUGAAGUUGUGA